Molecule: messenger RNA, 3390 nt
Organism: Ostrea edulis (European flat oyster)
Lineage: Eukaryota; Metazoa; Mollusca; Bivalvia; Ostreida; Ostreidae
Product: forkhead box protein K2-like
Exons: 8
Coding region: 185-2092 (635 amino acids)
Biological process (GO): regulation of transcription by RNA polymerase II
Molecular function (GO): protein binding; RNA polymerase II cis-regulatory region sequence-specific DNA binding; DNA-binding transcription factor activity, RNA polymerase II-specific
Source: RefSeq, a predicted model, not a curated record
AGUUUAACAAGGUUUUUAUUUAUACAAAAUGAAAACAACAAUUAUGGAAAUUGACUAUAGCGUCUAUUGUGAAUGUGGUAUGCGCGGUGCAUCCUGGGAAUAUUUUGUAUGUAAACAGCACCGAAUGUGGUCGAAUGUUUUCUUUCGUGUGCUGCCAUUUUGAUGUGCCCAACGCCGCCUCGUGAUGUCUGCACUGCAACAGCCCUCGGACAACGAUGCCCUGGCAUUGUUGGCCCUCAAAAACCAGUCAGCUCCCGCGAGUCCGUCAAGAAGAAAAUGGAGCCCAGAACCAAAGGGUAUUGCAAUAGCCAGAUUAGAAAGCAGAGACUUUGAAUAUUUGAUGCGCCAAUCGCGUAUCUCGGUCGGUCGGAACAGCAGUAAAGGAGACGUAGAUGUAAACAUGGGUCAUUCUAGUUUCAUUUCCAGAGUACACCUGGAGAUAAUGUAUGAUGAACCGAACUUUUUUUUGAAGUGUGGAGGAAAAAACGGCAUCUUCAUUGACGGCGUGUUUCAGAGAAAAGGGGCACCACCUUUACAACUGCCAAGGACGUGUACCUUGCGGUUCCCCAGCACAGGCAUUAAAAUCGUGUUCCAAUCUCUGGUGGAAGACACAACCCCAGCAACUACAAUCCCACCCCCCUUACAGAUUGAAACCCCACCCAGGAAGAAAAUUUCUCCACCUCUCAAAAUAAAUAUUCCUGAGCGUGUGGAGCGUACAUUUGACAGUCCCUGUCCUUCACCCACUGGAACAAUCAGCGCUGCCAAUUCUUGUCCAACUAGUCCUCGUGGGGGCACUAGCCACCGUCCCAUGCUGUUGCCCAAUAUCCAGAUAGCUGCGCUGAGUGCUGCUGCACACCCCAGAGAUGAGAGUCCUGUGGUGGCUCCACAGAGUGUGGACAUGAAUAGUGGGGACAGUCCAAAAGAUGACUCAAAGCCGCCUUUCUCUUACGCUCAGCUAAUCGUUCAAGCCAUCACAUCUGCUCAUGACAAACAGUUAACACUGAGUGGCAUAUAUGCUUACAUCACUAAGAAUUAUCCUUACUACAGAACAGCAGAUAAAGGCUGGCAGAAUUCAAUACGUCACAAUCUGUCACUGAACCGCUAUUUUGUGAAGGUGCCCCGCUCCCAAGAUGAACCAGGCAAGGGAUCGUUUUGGAGGAUAGACCCAGCAUCAGAAGCCAAGUUAACAGCACAGGCUUUCCGAAAACGAAGACAAAGAGGGGUGCCCUGUUUUAGAACUCCAUUUCAAGGACUAUCCACAAGGUCAGCACCUGCCUCCCCGAGUCACACAGCUGGCACAUUUACACCAGACAGUUUAUCAAGGGAAAGCAGUCCCAUUCCCGAGGGUUUUGAGGGUGAUGUUCAUAGCCAGCCAGCAGUGAUGACCCACCCUCAGAUUUUAACAACACAGCAGGCAACAGACUUGUACCGCAUCAGUCAGUCAGCACCCGGGUCUCCAGCAGGUUCUAGAGUGCUAUCUCCCAUCACAGUGACGGCUACUUCCUCUCUGAAUCCGGUCGCCACGUCGGCCAUCCAUCAGCUGCCUACAGUCAUCACCAAGCCAAAAGUUAUUGUAUCUAAUGCCACACAGGUAGUGCUAAAUGGGCCAACAGCAGUUCCCUCCCUUACUAAUGGAUCACACUUGGAGAUCAAAAAAGAAAUCAAUCCUCAAUUACAAGAAAAAAUUCAAGCAGUGGUAUCAGCGGGAGGUCUGAAGCCAGUUACACUUGUUAGAAAUCUCACCAGUGGGCAAGGGGUGAACAUGGGCAUUGUACAGCAACCGGGCCAGCCUAUAUCUAUGAUGUCAGCAGCUCCUCAUGCCCAGACGCAGGCAGCUACCAUCCUCAGCCAGCCCGUGACGUCACAAGCAGGGGGAAUCACACUAUUUCCCCAGUCAGCUGUGCAGCUUGUCAGCACAUCUGGUUCACAUGUUCCACAACAACAGUUGCUGGUGACAACAAUAGCUGGUGUUCCUGUGACCUUGACAUCCAAACGUCCAGCUGAAGAAUACACAGAAAAUAAUGGUCAUGCUUCAGAGCAUACAGACACCAAACAGAUCAAACUAGAAGUUAAAGACGGAGCAACGGAGUAAAGCAGACAGAAGUUUUAUCAGACCUAGGAAAUAAGUUUACCCAUGAUUUUUGUCAUUUUAGAAUGGAUUUUAAAAUCAUGACACAGACAUGUUUGAAAUCCUGAAUCAUGAGAUAACAAAAGUGAAAGUUUUCAGAGAAUCUGGCACAUGUUAGGACUUUCUUUGUGUGUGUGUAUAUAACAAUACAUGUAUUAACUUCUGCUCUUGGUAUUCAAGUGAGUUAUCCGGACAAACAAAACGGUGGAGUGGAGGUGGUGAUGAUCUCUAUGGAGAUGAUGAUCUCUAUGGAGAUAUCUAUGGAGAACUAAUUAUGUACAGAACUAUCUAUAGUGCUCAUUUUGUGAUUUUUUUAUUUCAUGGCCAACAUUGCAGAUAAGGCAGCUCCGUGAUAACCCAUCACUUUCAACAGAUUGGAAUUCAAAUUGUCUGACGGCAAUCAACCCAAACUUUAAGAAAAUCUACAUAGUACUGUUCUGUCCUUUUCUCAAUUCUCAGUUGUGUGAUUUGUGUGCAAUAUGACCACAACAGAGAAAUUAUCCAAUAUUUACUAUACAAGUCUGUAACAGAUUUUUGUGUAGAUAACAGUGGUAUUCGAUGUUCUAUUGAAAUAGCAGUGAAUUUAUUGUUAAUUGUCCUGACUUCUUCUUUGUUAGUGCUUUGUGCAUUAAGUGUAACUUUUAUGUUCUUGCAUUUGUUUUAUUGUCAUUCAAUGUUAAAUGUUAGGAUUAAAUUUUUAAAAUCAUAGUUCUGAAGGAUCUUUUAGAAAUUAAAAUUUCUGUUUUAGUUUUCAAGCCCAGUUGUCCAGAAAGAACAAACUUGGUGAAAUUGCUCGAUUAUCAACAAAUGAAGUUCUUGAUCAGUUUGCUGUGAUGAAAAAACUUUGUAAAGCAAUAGUGAUAGAUGUGGAAAAGGCGUUUCCUGUGUAAAAUAAUUCUGAUUGUAUUUGAAAGACAUGAGAUAAUGAUGUAAUUGCUGUUCAGAUAACAAGGUUGUGGUGUUAAAACUCGUUAAAGAACAAAAUUUUUCAUUCUAGUAAAGGUAUUACUGAUUGCACAUAUAGUAUUCUCGUCAUUGCAAGAUAUGUAACUUUUGUAUCGAAACAGACAUGUUGGUUUAAACUUCGGCAAUUUUAACACAGUAGUCCAACAUGUUCAAAUGGCAAACUUUAUGGGAUCAUUAAAUCAUCAAUCUCCGUUUACUUGAUUUCAUUUUGUAUGUCAUCAAUCAUGUUGUAUAAACAGCAGUUUUCUGCUGAGAAUACCCCAGUAUGUGAAUAAACAUACUGUUUUAAUCCAUAA